This is a messenger RNA of Aedes albopictus (Asian tiger mosquito), 1272 nucleotides long. Its product is annotated as CLIP domain-containing serine protease B15. The record is from RefSeq and is a predicted model, not a curated record. Lineage: Eukaryota; Metazoa; Arthropoda; Insecta; Diptera; Culicidae. The transcript has 4 exons. Gene Ontology annotation, biological process: proteolysis. Bases 28 to 1155 code for a protein of 375 amino acids. Gene Ontology annotation, molecular function: serine-type endopeptidase activity.
CAUUUCUUUUCUAAAUAAAUAAAAAAAAUGCAUCAGUCCGUAUUUCGACGUCGUGCGUCCCAGACGAUACCGCUCUUAAUCUCAGUCAAAAUGUGCUCUUUUCUGGUGGCGUUGUUGAUAGUAAUGCAUUGGGGAUUUCCCCUCGUAAGCAGUAAUCUAAAUGAUACUUGUGUGACAGAUAGUGGCCGCAGUGGACGAUGCGUGCUGGUUCGAGAUUGCCAGUAUGCUCUGGAUAUUUUGCACGACAAUUAUCUUACGUAUGAAGAAUACAGAUAUAUUGAUAACAAUAUGUGCGGAAAAGUUCCAGGGAAACCUCCGCUACCAUUGAUAUGUUGUCCAUCAAUUCAAAAUGUGGCAAGCUGUGGUGUUUCAGUUGUUCCACGCAUAUUUGGAGGCAACGAAACUAAUGCUGGUAUUUAUCCUUGGGCUGGAGUCAUUCAGUACAUAAAUAAAAGAGGUCAGUUCGAAGUGCAAUGCGGAUGUGCGCUGAUUCAUCGUCGAUGGGUGCUGACAGCAGCACACUGUAUCGUUGGAGUUCCAAGAGGGAUAUUUGUACAUAGCGUGCGGUUCAAUGAAUGGAAUACGAGGAAGAGGGCCAACUGUACCACAAAGGACGAUAUUAAAAUAUGCAGAGCAGUAUAUAAAAUAGAACAACAAUUCGUACAUCCCUCAUAUGUCAUAUAUAGCUCUAACAUGAGACACGACAUUGGUUUACUAAAAACGGCAGAAAAUGUAGAAAUUACUGAUUAUGUGAUUCCAAUAUGUUUGCCGUUCCGUGAAACGCUUCAGGAGCUUCCCAUUGAGGGCGAACUCUUCACAGUUACUGGUUGGGGCCGAACCGAUAAAGACACAUCUGGUUUGCAAAGGCACGUAAGUAUGACCGGGCAGAACAGAAGUAUGUGUGAUGCUGCGUUCAAACCUCAAAGAAUAAAGCUAACGGCUGACCAACUCUGUGUCGGAGGUGAAGAAGGUCAGGACUCGUGUCGUGGUGAUUCCGGAGGACCUUUGAUGUACGAAGAUGGACUGGUCACGUAUGUUCUAGGGAUUGUCAGCUUCGGUUCGUCCGACUGCGGCACAAAAAACCAUCCCGGAGUGUAUACAAAAGUAGUCAACUAUUUGAAUUGGAUAGAAGAUACAAUGAUAGAAAACUCAUGAAAACACAAUAAGUUUAAAAGCUUACAUUUCUUUCUUGAAGAAUCUAUGUAAGUCACGGAUCGACCAAGACCACCACUAAGGUUAACUCAAAUGAUACUAAAUAAUCAUAUAAUCAUA